AUGUCUCACGUCGUCGGAAAGCUAUUCGGAUUCCACUUUGCUCAGGCCAACGUCCCGCAACUCGUCGGCAAGCGCUUCAUCGUAACCGGCGGCACGAACGGCAUCGGCUUGUCCGCCGCUCGCACGCUCUACUCUCACGGCGCAGAAGUUGUGAUCCUCGGCUCGCAGGAGGGAACCGCUGAUGCGGCUGAGGAGUACAUCAAGACAGGUGACUUGAAGCGUGCGCCGAAGGACUACCAGGACGGAUUCGCGGGCAUCGUCGGAGACUACACGGACAACUCUGCGGACGGAGGAAACCAGAGUGGGGAGGUCUCGUCGCGCGUCGUCGACUUCAAGGACCUCAAGGCCGUCUCCAACGUCGGCAAGGAACUCGCCGAGAAGUACGACAGGCUCGACGGGUUCCUCGGCAUCGCCGGACUCGGCGUCAACAAGUUCACCUUGACCGCCGACGGCUACGACGCCCACUUGACCGUCAACUGCCUUUCCCACAUCCUCCUCCUCUCCUAUCUCCUCCCCAACCUUGAGAAGACGUCACGCGCUCACCCCGACGCCGACGUCCGCAUCGUGCUCAUGUCCUCCGAACUCCACCGCAACACCUUUGGCGGACCGAGCGAGAACUGGGGCGGCAACAAGUUCCGCGACGCCGGCGAAUUUGCCAAGGACGUCGGACCGGCGAACCUGUAUGCGCGCUCGAAGGUCGGGCAGACUCUGAUCGCCAAAGCCCUCGUCCAGCGCUACCUCCAGCCUCCUUCGAAGAUCCUCGCUUACUCGACCCAUCCGGGAGCCGUCGCAACGGGCCAGACUCGUCAGUACAACGAGGCGUACGGCGACGCUGUCGGUGGCGCAAUCCAGGCUGCAGUCCGGCCGCUCAUGCGCGCGCCUGACGAGGGAGCUCUUUCCGUCCUUUGGGCUGCGACGUCGGCUGAGGCGCGCACUGGCGGCUACAAGAACGGAGAAUACUUUACCGACCCCGCGCAGGAGGGCAAGCCUUCCAGCGAGGCGACCGAUCAGGAGCUCAUCGACAACUUCUUCAACACCGGUGUCGAGGUCAUCAAGAAGGUGGUCGGCCAGGAGGGCGUCGGCCACUUCUCGGCGUGA
Molecule: messenger RNA, 1098 nt
Organism: Rhodotorula toruloides NP11
Lineage: Eukaryota; Fungi; Basidiomycota; Microbotryomycetes; Sporidiobolales; Sporidiobolaceae
Product: short-chain dehydrogenase/reductase SDR family protein
Exons: 4
Coding region: 1-1098 (365 amino acids)
Source: RefSeq, a predicted model, not a curated record